Dermacentor andersoni is the source of this 670-nucleotide messenger RNA. RefSeq lists its product as uncharacterized. The record is from RefSeq and is a predicted model, not a curated record. NCBI's taxonomy places the organism in Eukaryota, Metazoa, Arthropoda, Arachnida, Ixodida, Ixodidae.
ACCCCGGUUACCCGUUUCGUUCUGGACCUCCGACGAUGCAGGUCCUUACGCUGGCCAUCACCGCCGCACUGCUGCCCCAGCUUGCCCUUGUCACCGGGUACAGCGUGCACCUCAACGUCACCUCGGAGUCGUCCGUCGACGGCGCCGUAGCCAGCCGCUCCAAUCCGGUGACGCUGUUUCCCCUGGCUCUGGCACUAGCCGCUCCAGCGAUAGCCGUGGCACUGGGAACCCUGAAGCCCGUCCUUCUGGCUAUGGCGCUGAUCUACCUUACGCUGUUUGGACUCAUCUACGUUCCCGUGGUGGGCGAGCUACUGGAAGCCAGCUUCCGCGCCUUCGACUCUGUCGUCGCCGACUCCGUGUCACCGAGCGUGGGCCAAGACCUGCUUCGAGCCGUGGGCCUCGACACCGAGGCCUGCCGCAUCCGCGCCAUCUGCGAGCUGACCGAGGACGCGGUUCGCAAGUAUCCCAUGGUUGCGGCCAUGCUGCGGUCCCUGACCGCUGCCGUUCAUGCCCACGGGAACAACGAAAAUCUCAUGAAAGGACUGCUGGGUGGACUGUCCGGUCUGGGCUGCGAGGCGCUCUACUCGACGUGUGCUCAGUCGCCGUUCGACGGGUUUCUCAAGACGGCGUCAUAAAUCUUGUAAACAUUAGGUUCUUCAAAUUUAGUCGU